AAACAAACAACCUCUAAUUCCGCGAAAUUUGCGUUUUGAAAAUGUCGUCCAGCCGCUUGCGAGAUCCCUUGCAGUUUUUCGUUAACUCGGCCUACCAAUCUUUACCUAACAAACCCGCGAGGUACUACCAUAGUGAACUGGGUUAUUUUUCAAUCGAUCGCGAUAGGUUGUUCUCACAAGACAAGUCCCAAUUAGGCGUAUUGAGCCUGCCUCCCUCUGAGGCCUGCAAAAAUCUUGAUAUAGACCUGAAUGUGGGGUUUGAAGAAUGGAGAAACUUGCCAAAUGUUCAGCAACACCUGGAUUCUCUGUUGUACUGGAUUUUGCUCAACAAAGAACUAAUGACGACCGCGGGUGAUUUUCGGUGGGACUACAACCGCAAUUCGGAAUUUGGGUCUGUAUUUACUUUAUUAUGUAUAUUAUUUUUCAUUUUAUAAAUACCCAGGUCCAUGGUCUACUGCAUAAUGAUUCCCAUCACGCAGCUCAGUGGAAAGUAUGACAACUGUAGAUUCCAUUAAUAAUUAGCUUAGCGUCCGCUUAUUUUGCGUUGAAGAAAGGGCGAGUAAAUUUUUCAAAUAUUGUAAUCAACGAUCAAACGCCCUCACGGGUCACGGGUGAGGGGAAGGGGAACAAUAAACGCGGGUUGGCUCACGCUGAGAGAUCCUUUUAUUAACUUUUAGCUGAGUUUAUGCUUCAUUACUAUCGUUCAGCGUAAGAAACUGGUGUUUCGGUGUUAAGCGCUGCCCAAUAUCGGGACCUAAUUCCGAGUUCAAGUCGAUAGAAAACAAUUUCGCUUGGUUUAGGUGCCAAUAGUGACCAACAGCAAUUUUCUCCUAACAAUGUCCAUACUUUGUCAAAAGAUGAGGUUGUGAGAAUAUAAAAAAUGAUCACGAAAGAGAAAAUUCCUUGAUGUGUUAUUAAAUUCUCUCAAUUAAUUCUUAAAGGAAAUGUAUGGAGAUCAGUUUGGAGAAUUUGUAUGUGGAUACUGGGGCUUAAAGGGUUAAAGACCAUAGAUGACCCAGUCCUCCACUCGCGUGGACGCGGCAAGAUGACCCAGAUACAAAUCAUGAAACGGUAUAAGGAAGGACUGUAGUAAGAGAACUCAACAGAACACAAACACACCCACCCUUACACAAAUUCUUCAGCGAAUUGCACGUUUUUUGACAAAAAAUGUUUAGAAUACGUACAACCAGGAUUGACCUUCCUGUACACACUGUUCACAUCUCUGUUUUACUAAAAUACCGAAUUAACUGUCCUACACUAGAGGACACAGCGCCUUGCAACAGGCGGCCAGGCUUGGGAACAAAUUUUUGAAGUGUUACCUUGAAACCUUCCCUUACUUCCUUUGGUGCCUAAGUACAGCUGUAAGUACAAGACGGGCCCUACUACAUGCUAUUUACAGAUUUGAAGCCAUAUUUAAAAUGCCAUAUGUCUUUUUAUACUAUCUGUCAACCAGGAAUGCAAGCAUUCUACCUCCAGGAAAAAAAACAGUGAUAGAAAUAAACCUAUAACACUUGGUGAUUACCUUGAUUAAAAUGUCCAAAGUUAGCCAGCGUAGCAGGCGCUUGGCUCCGUUCUUUGAGUUCGAGCUUGCUAGCCGCUUGCUACGCAGGGUAGUCCAAAAUUACCUCCUCCCCUUAAAUUUCACCGAGUCUGAUCUAAUUAUCAUCCACUGCAGGCUCAACGUCGACUUUGUAACAUCACGUGGUAACUUAGCACGCAUACUCAACGUUCUUAACGGCAAGGACGGCAAAGAUUGGACUCUACUGGCCACACGUUAUCGUGGAACAGUUUAUCUAAGCCACAUUGAAGCUAACAACGAUAAAGACCUGUCUUCCUUUGGAAGGAGAGUAUGUUACUGGGGUAAAAGAUUUGAAGUGGAAGUAACUAACGAGAGAGCACCCAAUGAGGGAACAGAGCGGGAAACAUUGAAACACGGUCCAAUUAAGGCUUACCCAGGGUUCUUUUCAGUCGUGCGAUUUCAGCUUGAAAACCACACCAUUGCGUUGCGGACAGAGGUUGACGCAGAAAAUCAAGUAAGAAACAUUUACUUUCGGGUCUUAUUAAUUUAACUUACGAAUCCCCGACCCUGGGCAAAAACACAACAUUGUAAAAGUUAUAAAAGUUUCAUUUUACUCAAAUUUAAUUCCGCUCAAACCAGCAAAAACGUUCGUUCUUCAAAUAACUCAUCAGUUGACCUUUUCAACAUUUCAAUACUUCAGCUCUACCUUUUGACAAUAUUUAUGGGCUUUGACAAUCACGAUUUAGUUCUUUGCUUGCAUUGAUUCAUGGCAGAAUCAUCACAAACUAAUCUAAAAUAAUUGUGCUCCCACAAUAACGAAAUAUUACUAGGCCAAGGUUUGUUUUCUUUCGAUUAUCUCACUUUUUGGAAAGAGUUUCUGUGAGAGAUUCUCUCUUGGUUUCUGACUGCUGAGGCAGGGAAUUUAGGCAGGGGGGAUGAAAAUUGUCUGGACCAUUUUUCUCUUUUAGAGUGUGGGGGAACAGCCUGCAGAAUAUGUUGAACUGAAGAUUACAACCGAUACAAUUGUACGCGCUUAUUGGGCUUUCAACAAAAAGAGGCUCGUUCCAUGGUGGUGCCAGUCGAUCGCAGCUGGUGUGCCUCUGAUUGUAUACGGUAUCCGGGACUAUGACGGUCACGUGCGAUGUAUCCAAGAAGUCAAAACCGAAGAGAUUCCGGACCGCGUGGGGCUAGAAAAUCUUGACAGAGACAAGUACUUGCUGUUCCUGAGCGAUAUGCUCUCUUGGAUUAAGAACGAUGUCUGCAGAAAUGAAGAUGAUGUUUACAUCAUUAGCUGGGAUCCUAAAGCGCAUGGCAUGGACGUAGCCGUCAAAGCCAACCUGUUGCCUGGAGACACGGAAAAUUCAUUUUUACGUGAUUGGUACGUCAGGGAGAUAGAAGAUUAUUUUUCUCGCCGAGGAAAAGAUCGGGAGGAAAUUUUGAAAGAUCAUGCAUACGGGACUCGUGAUUCUGUUGAAAAGCCGUUGCCCCGUUUUCAGACCGCUGGUUACGACACGCCCGUUGCGCAUGCGUACUCGGAAGCUAAAGGCUACGUAAAAGGAACGACAAAAAAGAAAGAAGAUUUGCAAAAGGGGCGUAAGGAAGUGAGGGAAGACCACAUGAAAGAUCGUUUUGAGGAAUCUUGGCUGGGGAUAAAACAACCCGAAAUUUUGUCCACCGAUCCCCGAGAACAUUAUUCAGAUAAAUGGACUUUAUCUACCAAUGAAACUUACAGCCGCCAUUAUGAACAGCCUCGUGAUAGGGAGAAGGGUUUGCAUUAUCAAGAGUCCUGGGAUUCACGUUAUGAUGGUGAAUGUCGCCGAAGUAUGCUGGAAGUAGCUGACGCCGAAUCCUACUCACAACUUGAGUCUUUCAAACAUAAAGAGCAAAGAAGACCAGAGUACACAAGACUACGGGAAAAACGUCGAGAAGAAGUACGUCGGACAUCAUCCUCAGCUACAGAGAGGACCGAUAACCUCUUAAAACGAAAUUCUCGAUCUCAUCACCAAUCCUCACCAUACCCCUCACGAAGUAGGGCAGCAAAAGAUGAUGAAACACAUCGAUAUGCGGGACAAAGACGCACAGGACACGACGCGUUGCAAAGCAGAGAACGGAGAGGGCCAAUACCUGAUCAUUCACGUCCCCGGCGAUCCAGGAACGAAAGUCACUGUCCGGCUCCUGCUAGAGAUGAGCGCACCUCUGACUCAAGAACAAAAGGAGUCAACAGUUACGCAAACUACAAUGCGAGAAGGUCUCGCCGUCGUUAG
Molecule: messenger RNA, 3783 nt
Organism: Porites lobata
Lineage: Eukaryota; Metazoa; Cnidaria; Anthozoa; Scleractinia; Poritidae
Source: the annotation of a GenBank genome assembly